Molecule: messenger RNA, 306 nt
Organism: Podarcis lilfordi (Lilford's wall lizard)
Lineage: Eukaryota; Metazoa; Chordata; Lepidosauria; Squamata; Lacertidae
Source: the annotation of a GenBank genome assembly
AUGCGGGGGGCCUGGCCGCGGCGAUCGGGUCGGCUACCGAAGCGAAGCGGGCCGGCUGCUUCUCUCCGCUUCUCUUCCCGCUCCCUCGCCUCAGGAGACACCGUGGCGCGGACGGAGAACGACACCCGCCGGGGCCGCCCGGAAGCCGAGCGCCUGCCUCUGCUGGCGCCGCCGCCGCUACUCCCUCUCCUGCCGCCGCCGCCGCUGCUCGGCCUACAGGGGCCGCUGCCUGAGGAGCUGCCUGCGCGUGUCCUUCGGUCUGGCAGUCAGUCAGUCAGGCCUCUGCCGCCGUGUCGGGGGAGGUAG